Messenger RNA from Chiloscyllium plagiosum (whitespotted bambooshark), 4369 nucleotides. The record is from RefSeq and is a predicted model, not a curated record. NCBI's taxonomy places the organism in Eukaryota, Metazoa, Chordata, Chondrichthyes, Orectolobiformes, Hemiscylliidae.
UAUCCAAUUUUCCUUUUCCUGAUCCAGUUAUAGUGAUCACUCUAAGCCCUGCUCCUGCCCCAUCCCAACGAGCAGCUCUUCAGCUUCCUUUAGCAAAUGAUGCUGGCAGCCGGUCAUCUUCAUCAGAAACCUCACCACAGCAUCACCCGGCCCCAUCGCGCCCUAGGCACAUGCUCAGCCUCCCUCAGCCUCAGUAUCUGUUGCAGAAGAGCAUGGAGAGUAUAGAGAUUGAGCAAAAGCUGCAGGAGAUAAUGAAACAGACGGGGUAUCUGACAAUAGGAGGGCAGAGAUAUCAAGCUGAAAUCAGUGACCUGGAAAAUUUGGGCGAGAUUGGCAGUGGCACAUGUGGGCAGGUCUGGAAAAUGAGGUUCAAGAAAUCAGGACACAUCAUUGCCGUGAAGCAAAUGCGUCGCUCAGGUAAUAAGGAGGAAAACAAACGAAUCCUCAUGGACUUGGAUGUGGUGCUGAAAAGUCACGACUGCCCUUACAUUGUGCAAUGUUACGGCACCUUCAUUACCAACACUGAUGUGUUCAUUGCCAUGGAACUGAUGGGCACUUGUGCUGAGAAGCUGAAGAAACGGAUUCAGGGGCCUAUUCCAGAAAGGAUUCUCGGCAAAAUGACAGUCGCGAUUGUCAAAGCUCUCUUCUACCUGAAGGAAAAGCAUGGUGUCAUUCACAGAGAUGUGAAACCCUCAAAUAUUCUCCUGGAUGAGCGGGGUCAAAUCAAACUCUGUGAUUUCGGGAUAAGUGGAAGACUGGUAGACUCGAAAGCGAAGACGAGGAGCGCUGGCUGUGCAGCAUAUAUGGCGCCUGAACGGAUAGAUCCCCCGGAUCCCACCAAACCUGACUAUGAUAUCAGAGCGGAUGUAUGGAGCCUUGGCAUUUCACUGGUUGAACUCGCCACGGGGCAGUUUCCAUAUAAAAACUGCAAAACGGACUUUGAGGUUUUAACAAAGGUGCUGCAGGAAGAUCCUCCUCUGCUCCCUCAAAGUAUGGGCUUCUCAAUGGACUUUCAAUCAUUUGUAAAAGAUUGCCUUACAAAGGAUCACAGGAAGAGACCAAAAUACAAUAAGUUGCUUGAACACAAUUUCAUUAAACGUUACGAGACAUUAGAAGUGGACGUGGCUUCGUGGUUUAAAGAAGUCAUGGCAAAGACUGAAUCUCCACGAACAAGCAGCAUCCUCAGCCAGCAACACCUCCCCAUCUUCUCCAGGUAGCCAGCAGAGCAACAAAUGGACAUGCAGGGGACAGGAGGGGGGAGUGGAACCGGCAAGUCACCGCCAACAGCCAUGCCAUCAAGACAAAGCUCCUGAGACCAAUGAAUUGUACUUAGCCUAUCCAUGGUCUUUCUGUCUAGUGUUGUGAUCUUUUCAAUUGACUCAGGAGAGUGUGGGUUGUUGUGCUUUGAAGAGCAAGGAAAGGUGGUACGUGCCACAUCUUGGACUGAGGUUUAAUCUCAUUGCUACUGUGAAAAGCUGACGUGCUGCCCUUCCCCUUUAACCUCUCCUCACAGGAUACAUGGUCAUUGCACGCUGCAGAGGAAUUGCAACUUUAUAUAGUGUUUAAAUAUUACCGGGUUAUGCACUGUGAUCAAGGAAAGCAAAGGAUUUUACCUAAUUUAUUAAAUAUGAAAGUUGAAAGUGGAGCUGAUGUGAACUCUCGAUGUAUUAGUGUGCAGGCACCUGUGUUAUUAUGAUAGUUUAGUGUGUUUCAAACGCAUGAGAAACUGCUGCUUUAUUUUAUUUCAAACAAUGACUUUUCAGCCUUUUUGGAAAGGGUUCAUAACUGAGAGGCUCUUCUCAGUGAAAGUCUGGCAGAAUAUACCAAACCAUUUUGCUUGGGUAUUUUUUUCUUCUUGUUAGUUGUUUUGAUGCAGUGUGUGAUUGUGCACGCCCAGUGCCAACACUGGGGUUCGCUGACUGGGUUAUAAAUGUCAGACUAUCAAACAUUUCGGAAACAGCGUCCACGGGCAAAUGAAGAGAUUGGGUAAACUGUCAGCGCUGCUGCAGCCUCACAUCGCCAAUGUGCUGGCAAUUUAUAUAUUUUUUCCAAGCUCUGCAUAGUUGAUGCUGUGCGUACGGGUGCCAGUGUAAUUUGGGUAUUGUGCCAGUGUCUCCCAGUUGCCACUGGUUUGCCUCAUGUUGCUGAAAGCAACCCAAUGUCAAGCUCAGUGGGGGAUUUGUUUUCUUUUAAAAUCUGGGAGCAAAUGGGGGAAUGAUUGUGAAUCCUGAUAAACCUCUGAUUUCUCUGAACUUGUUUCUAACAUACUCACUGCCAGGAUGCACUACAGCUGAUUAUUUGUUUCCUUUUGGUUCCUAACUAUUGCAGCUGUGGAGAAUUUUAGUUAGGCCACAUUUGGAAUAUUGUGUACAGUUCUGGUCGCCACACUACCAGAAGGAUGUGAAGGCUUUGGAGAGGGUAUAGAAACAGCAUGUUGCCUGGUUUGGAGAGAUUCGACAAACUUGGUUUGUUUUCACUUGAACAUCAAAGGAUGAGGGCCAACCUGAUAGAAAACUAUAGAAUGGGGAGUCAGAAUCUUUAUCCCCAGGGAAGAAAUGUCAAUGACAGCGAGGCGUUGUUUGAAGUUAAAAGGGGUAAGUUUAAAGGAGAUGUGAAAGGCUGUUUUUUUUUAACACACCGAGGAUGGUAAGUGCAUGGAACGCACUGUCAGAGGAAGUGGUGGAGGCAAAUGCAAUAGCAACAUUUAAGAGGCAUCUUGACAGAUACAUGAAUAAGCAAGGAUUAGAGGAUACACACCACAUAGAGGCAUUAGGUUUUUAGUUUAGAAAGGCCUGUGUUGGUGCAGCCUGGUGGGCCGAAGAGCCUGUACCUUCCUCCUUUGUUUCCAGUGCUAGCUGAGGUGAUGGUUUGCUGUUUGAAAAGUUGCAGCUGUCACUGAAAAGCUCUGCAGAGCUGUCAGACCAGGGCCCGGCUGCUGCCUUCUCACUGCUGCCUGGUUUGGUGAGAAAUUCCCUGCAGGUUAACCGACUGUCACCUGGUUUGGUGAGAAACUCCCUGCAGGUUAACCGGCUGUCACCCGGUUUGGUGAGAAAUUCCCUGCAGGUUAACCGACUGUCACCUGGUUUGGUGAGAAACUCCCUGCAGGUUAACCGGCUGUCACCUGGUUUCCGAUUUCAUUCAGUCAGUUUUGAAACAAGCUGAAACAGAAGGUGUAGGGCAAGUGAGGGUUUGUACCUAUCACACGUAGUUGUUCCUUUGAGCACUGCUGCUGCAGGGACAAUUAAGUACUGGAUACUAAAUAACUGAUUUCACCCAGCAUUGUUAUUGCGUUUUGCAAAUUUGAUGUUCUGGGCAUUAAAUUGCCUGUUCCUUGAUCGGUUCUGGCACAUUGAAACCACAUCAUACUGAAGUACUUCCCGUAAACGAGUUUCAGUUGGUUGCAAUAUCAAACCAGUCAAAUCAUUUAUCUGAAUCUUUAACAUUGAAAUUAUCCAAAUUGCAAGUUGUGACUUUGAAGAUUUGUGUAAAAUGAUGUCUGUUGGAUUUUUAAAAUUAUUUUGCUCUGAGUGUAUCCUUUCCCAAAGUGGCCUUGACACAUCAGGAUGAACUAGUGGAGGUGGUCAGAGAGUGUGAGAGGUGCGGAUUUCCUGGUGGGGAAGUAUUCGCAGUGACAGUGCAAUGCUAUAGAAUGUCUUGAUUAAUUACAUUGACUCAUCAUUAUCAGUUCUGAAUCAGUUUCUCAUGUGCACUGGCUCAUAAUUUUUAUUUAUGUACAUAUAUUUGAGGAGAAAGGAAUUAGAGGUUAUAGCAUUGGAACAAUGCCUACUUAACCCUGGUGCCUUGUAACUGGAACAUGUAAUUCCUCUUUCAACGCUCACCCACCCUCCCUCCUUCCUCCACCACCAUCCCUUCACCCCACCUAGAUUUGGGGAAGCUGACAAAUCCAAGUUUAACUUCACCUUGACUGUAAUUUGGAAGGAGCAAGAGUCUGUGCAUCCCAUUGAUAAAUGGGGUUAGAGUUUGACUGGGUUGAGGAUUUGCUUAGGCCUUGGAAAGAGGGCUGAGGGAAAGCAGUAAGUAACAGGGGACAGGAAGUGAAUUUAAAGAAUGUUUAAACGUGAAGAGUGGUGGCUGUGACUGUGAUAAUGGUAUCUUUUGGAAGCCAAUAUUCUCUGGGCUACGCAAACUACAUGUCUAUUUACCCUUUCUAGAUUACUUGUAUGGGUUAUGUUGCAAGGUAAGCUGAAGAAAUACUCUAGAAAUACUUCUACCAAUUCAGAUUUAUUCCUGGGAGCAAAUAAGAGCAAAGAAUAAGUUGCAGCAAGUUUAAGGGGUCGCACGGUGGCUCAGUGGUUAGCACUGCUGCCUCACAGCGCCAGGGACCCAGGUUCAAUCCCAGCUCGGGCGA